Molecule: messenger RNA, 4737 nt
Organism: Acanthosepion pharaonis
Lineage: Eukaryota; Metazoa; Mollusca; Cephalopoda; Sepiida; Sepiidae
Source: the annotation of a GenBank genome assembly
AUGUUGUGUUAUCCCUAUCACUCCCAUACUGACCGUUUUCUUUCUCUCUCUAUGUAUGGAGAAAUUUUCUCUUUACCUCUCACAUACAACAUUUGGCAAUUUUGCACGCUCUCUCUUACACUCUUUUUUUUGUUGUUGGCUGUUUUUCAACCUCUCUCCCAUCAACAGUAUCUCUCUUUCCUUAUCUAUUGUCUCUCUCUCCCCCGUCCUCGCUUUUCACACCCAAUCUCUCUCUCUCUCUCUCUCUCUCUCUGUGUUCUCUCAUCGUCUCUCUCUUUUCUCUCAUUGAUCAUUUUCUCUCUCUCUUCUCUCAUCGACCUUUCUCUCUCUCUCUUCUCUCAUCGACCUUUCUCUCUCUCUCUUCUCUCAUCGACCUUUCUCUCUCUCUCUUCUCUCAUCGACCUUUCUCUCUCUCUCUCUUCUCUCAUCGACCUUUCUCUCUCUCGCUUCUCUUCUCGACCUUUUUCCUCUCUCGCUUCUCUCCUCGACCUUUUUUCUCUCUCUUCUCUCAUCGACCUUUCCUCUCUCUCGCUUCUCUCCUCGACCUUUUUUCUCUCUCUCUUCCUUGUUAAUCCUUCUGUCUCUCUCUUUCUCAUUUUCUCUCUCUCUCUCUCCCCGUCGACAAUUUUGCUUUUUUGCCGAUAUCCCCUCUCGUUAUUUUCUGUUUUCUUUCCCUUCAAUAUUAAAACCUCAUUAAUACCUGGUAUUAAUUUGUUUGCAACUAACAUCACAUGUCGUCUGCUUCCGGGAAAUUGCCUCAGUCUUUCAAUUUUUAUAGGAUUUCUUGCAAUUACUGAAAGCCUUUUUUUUUCUUCUUCUUCUACCUUUGCAGGACAGUUCGUGUUUGGCCUUACUGCUAUUGAUUCAGACAUUGGGCCCAACGGCAAACUCAUUUACUCAUUGUCCGGUCCUGACAAAAGCAGAUUCAUAAUCAAUUCGACCACUGGUGUUGUUAAGGCCAAUCAGAACCUUUACAGAAUGACUGGAAGCCAAUUUACAGUUUAUGUCACAGCAUCUGAUCAAGGAGGAUCAAAUCAACAAACUGGCACGACCACAGUUGACAUUCACAUCAUGGAUGUCGACGACAACGCACCGCGUUUUACACGCCUGUUCACCGCUAGCAUUCCCGAAAAUGCUGAAGUCGGUUCCUUCGUUCUCCAACUCUCCACAAAAGAUCCAGACAUCGGGAAGAAUGCAGAAGUCACCUAUGAGCUCCUCAACAACCCUUCCAAUAAAUUUUCUUUGGACCCAGUGAGUGGAAACAUCACGGUUAAUGAACCCCUCGACCUCGAGACCCAACAGUACUACAGAUUGCCAGUUGCGGCCAAGGCCAGCUCAUAUAACACGCGCACCGAUGUGACCAUCGAAGUCACUGACGUCAACGACAACGCCCCGGUUUUCUCUAAGCCGGUGUAUACGUUCGAGGUCUCUGAACUACAGGUACUUCCAGUCCAAGUUGGCAAGGUGAUCGCUACUGACCAUGACAAGACCUCCCCCAGUAACCAACUGUAUUAUUCCCUGAAGAUGCCGUCGAAACUGUUUAAUAUCACUGACAAAACUGGCGUCAUCUACACUAUUCAGCAGCUACACUAUGACAACACCAGCCUGUACAACCAUCACGAGCUGGUUGUACAGGCUGUGGAUUUGGGUGUCCCUUCUCGUUCAUCAGAGGCCUUGGUCACUGUUAACGUGAUAGAUGCAAAUGAUAAUCCUCCGCGCUUCGAGAAAAGAUUCUAUUUUUCAGCCGUUCCUUAUAACGUGACUAUUGGUGAUAAAAUACUUCAAGUGGUUGCAAGACAGCUGACAAUUAAUGGCAAGUGGCAAAUCGUUGACACAGACAGCAUGAUAAUGAGUAGUCCUAAUAUAACCGACUACAUUUGCAAGUGUUCUGUUGGCUACGGGAGCACGAACUGUGACAUACAGGAGAUGCGCUGUGGUCAGGUGUAUUGUCACAAUGGGGGCACCUGCACUGCCAAACCAAACGGAGAUUCGUUCUGCAUGUGCUUGGAUGGAUGGACGGGACCAAGCUGCACCGAAGACCUGAAUGAAUGUGAGAGAAAUCCGUGCCAGCAAGGUACGUGUCACAACACACCGGGGUCGUUCACCUGCACAUGCAAGAAGGGAUUUUCUGGACGUUACUGUGAGACAGGGAUUGACCACUGUAAACCAAAUUCCUGUCAAGGUGGAAGUACCUGUGUUAGCGAUUUGGAUGGCUUUACCUGCCAGUGUCCAUAUGAUAAAUGGGGCAAGUUCUGCUCUAAAAUGACAUACAGUUUCGGUGAACUAUCUUUCCUUGAAUUUCCGACAAUUGCAGAGAAUGUGAACAAUAUUACAAUCUAUCUGGCGACAAAAAUGACAAACGCUCUUUUGCUCUACAAUCCUGCACAGCUGGCAAUUGGCCGACCAGCAGAAAAUUUUGUUGCUCUUGAAAUUGUUGAAGGUAUGAUCCAUUUCUCGAUUUUGACGCAGAAAACCCCUAUUCUACAGCUGAAUGUACCCUACAAAGUGACUGACAGUUCAUGGUAUAAAGUACAAGUACUACGUAUCCACCGGCCAUUGGCUUCUCGCACUGUUAGCCAAAAGUGUGUCCGUAAUGAUGAAAAAGGACCUUGCAGCUCCAAUCCAUGUGAAAACGGAGGAACAUGUCAAGAUAAAUGGAGCACUUUUCACUGCAUCUGCCCAGAUAAAUUUAUGGGCGCCCAGUGUGAAAAAGAAUGGAAACCAUUCUCUUUUGCUGGAGGAGCACAUUUGGAAUUUAUCAGACGCGAAACUUAUCAUAGGAAUAAUGUUCUUCAAGAAAAGUCAGUGAGUCGUCAAAAGAGAAGUCUUCAGAGUGGUCAGAAUUAUGUGAGCCUCCGAUUCCGAACCCAGAAAGACUCUGGACUUUUGUGGUAUGCAUCAAGCAAGAAUAAAUUCAGCAUGCUUGCAAUUAAAGGACAACAACCAGUGUUUGUCGCAGGACAGAAAUCUGGUAGGAAGGAAUCCAUAGUAACAUUGCCUCUCAAUGUCUCCAAUGGUUUUUGGUACACACUGGGUGUAUUAUUUGAAGGUUUUGAUGGUUGCCUGGAAAAUUUUGAACUCGACGGCAAAAAAUUACCAUUCGGAGGUUCAACUGACCGAUUUGAUGUUAAGAUCGUUGGAAACGUUAGUUCUGCUUGUCCAAGUGUAUGUGUGACCAGUCCAUGUUCAAGUGACAUGAUUUGUGAAGAACUGGCCAAUGGUUACCGAUGUGUUCCAAGCAGUGCCCUGACCUCGGGCUCUAAACUCGUAAUCAUGAUUGUUGUCCCUUUGUUGGUCAUCAUUAUCGUGCUGGUCAUCGUCUGCAUCCUCAUCUGGAGGCAAAAAAACAAGCGGGGUAAAAAGAAAAGUGUGCUGGGAUCCCUCUGCAAACAAACUCGUAACAACGGUACAAUAAAAAAUGGCAGCCAAGGUGUGGUUGGACCAAACUAUAGUGAGGCUGAGUAUGAAGACUGUAAUGUCCUUCCUGACGAGAUAAUCAUUCGGAACCAUAUUUUAGGUGAACUUGCUCAGAAAGCGCACGAAAGCAGUUGCAUGCCUAAACCGGAUAUUAUAGAAUCUGAGAGUCGCUCUGUUAUACCCUUGGAGAUGGAAGAUGGCACUGUGAUCAUAGAAAAUGGAGAUCACUCCCAGGGUAACCACAUGAACGAAGAUGUACCCGAACACUAUGAUCUGGAAAAUGCAAGCAGUAUAGCACCCUCAGACAUAGACAUUGUAACCCACUACAAGGGCUUCAGGGAUGGCAAAGUGAACAAAUAUAAACCUGGACCUAAUGUUCCGGUUCACCGCCAGCGAAAUAGUCCCUACUUGAUGAACCAGGACCACUGUUCUUCUCCCUGGUCUUCGAAUAGCCCUGCAGCAAAUAUGUUGAACUACAACGGGCCGUUAUCAGUGCCUGCACGUAGCAGUCCAAUGCAUCUGAGUAACUUAGCUCGCAGUAGUCCAGCUCCUCCGGGUCCGCAAGCGGGUCCAAUGAAUCUGGCAACACGUCAGAGUCCCAGCCUCAUGGUACAAAAUUCAAACACCCAUUGGAGCCAACAUUCUGCAUCCGCAGAGAAUUGUAUGGGCAAGCCAGGCAAGUCCAAACAGAAAGCACCAAAGCCGCAACCAGCCCCAAGAGGGGGUGCCGCAGCAAACCUCAAGGGGUUGACGGUUGACGAAGUGAACCGGCUGAAUGCCCGUCCUGUCUCCACCAACCCAGAGAGCAUGCUGGAAGCAGUGACGUCCAGUGAAGAUAACCCGCAUUUGCGGGGUAGGCUCAACAAGCCGAAUACAUGCAGCAUUCUCGACGCUCAAGACACAAGCUCAAACGAAAGCGCCAACGACUCAUUCACCUGCUCCGAAUUUGAGUACGAUAAUGAGCGUGCACGUAACGAUUUUGAGCCGGGCGCCAUGAUCUACUCCAAGUUGACAGAGGUAGAGAAUGAAAAUGACGAAGACGACAGCCCUGUCGAUAACAGAACGUUUGAUUAUGACGGGUUGGACUCUGCCGGAGAGUCUUACAGCACACUAGUGUCCUCCGAUGAGGAUAAGUCGAAGAACCGUGGCACAGUUGGCUCAUUCGACCUGGACUAUUUGCUUACAUGGGGGCCAAAUUUUGAAAAACUAGUUGGCGUUUUUAAAGACAUUGCUUUAUUGCCAGAUAGUGAAUAUAGUCCAAAGACGCAGGAGGAGGAUGUAACAAAUGUUGGGGCAAAAUCUGAUGAAGAGUAUGUAUGA